Suillus paluster is the source of this 1860-nucleotide messenger RNA. RefSeq lists its product as uncharacterized. The record is from RefSeq and is a predicted model, not a curated record. Gene Ontology annotation, molecular function: heat shock protein binding; ATP binding. NCBI's taxonomy places the organism in Eukaryota, Fungi, Basidiomycota, Agaricomycetes, Boletales, Suillaceae. Gene Ontology annotation, cellular component: cytoplasm. Gene Ontology annotation, biological process: protein refolding; response to heat. Bases 124 to 1623 code for a protein of 499 amino acids. The transcript is spliced from 6 exons.
UGUACAUUCAAAAUUCGUCACAGUUUCGUCGUAGUCGGCGCAACGCAAAUAUUGUUGUGCUUCCAUCUUUUUAACUUACCUCUGUGUUGCUUUCGCUGCUAUUAGUCAAAGGCACAAUUGUAAAUGAUCCCUUACUUGCGGUCACUUGGAGCUUCGUCGUUCAUUACUUUUUACGGUUGUGCUCGACAACAAACUAGACCGAACACCCGGACGUUCUCGACCUACCGAGCUGGGCGUCAUGGCCACACUGCACGAGGCCAAAGGCGCGCCCUUCAUGCGUCUGCAUCCCUGUCUGCGCCUCCGAAGGACCCAUAUCAGGUUUUAGGCGUCAAGAAAGAUGCAUCUCCGGCGGAAAUCAAGAAAACGUAUUUUUCUCUCGCUCGAAAGUAUCAUCCGGACACGAAUCCUGAUAAAGGAGCGCAGGAAAAGUUUGUGGAGAUACAAGAAGCAUAUGACAUUCUGAAAGACGAGAAAAAGAAGGCUGCAUACGACCAAUAUGGCGCUGCGUCACAGCAACCAGGCUUUGACCCUAAUGCGUUCGCCCGAAAUCCAUUUGCAGGAGGUGCCAGCGGGUUUUCCGAUUUCAGAGACUUCAGCGAGGCAUUCGGUGGAAGUUCGAGUCAAGGCGAUUUAUUCUCGCAGUUGUUCGGUGGUGCCUUCGGGGGUCGAGCUCGCUCUGGGUUUGGCCAGAGUACAAGAGGAGCAGACAUUGAGGCACGCAUCAACGUCUCAUUCUUGGACGCCUGCAAAGGAACAACUCGUAGUGUAAAUGUCAAUCCUCUGACAACGUGUUCAACGUGUGCUGGUACAGGCCUGAGACAUGGUGCCAAGCGUGCACCUUGCGGGUCAUGCAACGGUACUGGUACAAAGACUUUUGUGAUAGACAGUGGGUUCCAGAUGGCAAGUACUUGUGGAACAUGCCUUGGUUCUGGUUCUACAAUUCCACGCGGAAGCCAAUGUGUGGAUUGCAGCGGCCAGGGUUAUGUGCGAACGAAGAAAACUAUCAAUGUAGAUAUUCCACCAGGGGUGGAAGAUGGAAUGACCAUCCGCAUCCCAAAUGCAGGCGAUGUGCCAUUAUCUGGCAAGGGUAGUCACGGGGACUUGCUCGUCAGGGUCAAUGUUGCCCCAUCCAAAGUUUUCCGCAGGCAAGGCGCAAACCUUCACCACGAAGUGCGGAUACCCUUGCAUACUGCUGUCUUGGGCGGCCGUGUACGUGUGCCGACACUCGACGGGAACGUGGACGUUCGUGUACCCAGUGGUACUCAGCAUGGCGAGGAGAUGGUCCUAAGGAGCCACGGCGUCCCGUCGGUUUUCGGUGGUGAUAAGGGUGAUCUUUUUAUUUCUUUCUCCGUGCAACUUCCAAGAUCUUUAACGAAGCGACAGCGCGAGAUUUUACAGCAGUAUGCAGACGACGUCGAAGGUCGGAGUGACAGUCCAAGACAGGACUCGAUGUCGCCGGGCGGCGCCUCGGGUAGCACCCAGUCGAGUAAACGAGAUGUGAAGGAGACCAGUUCAAUGAGUGAUAACAACGGUACGACUUCAUUUAUUCAUCCGUCACCAUCUUCCGAGGGUGGCUGGGUGUCUCGCACAUGGAAAAGGAUACGAGAGCUUACUGGGUCUUGAUUUAUCCAUAUAUCGGUUCGUCUUGGCGACGUUUCGUUGUCUGCUCCCUGUUGCUUCUCAAUUCAAUCAUCAGAGGAACUGGAUGCCGGGGAUCUGGCGAAAAGCAGUGAGCCAUCGGAGAGCGCGGAGGAUGAGCACAGGAAGAGGGCUACGGCUUAGAGAAGAUCCAUAGAAGCAUAGUGAACUAUACAUUUUUAAUAGGAGAAUUUUCCGCGCGACUACGAUACGAUCUUUGCG